Molecule: messenger RNA, 2196 nt
Organism: Bufo gargarizans (Asiatic toad)
Lineage: Eukaryota; Metazoa; Chordata; Amphibia; Anura; Bufonidae
Gene: BOP1
Product: BOP1 ribosomal biogenesis factor
Exons: 14
Coding region: 27-1847 (606 amino acids)
Biological process (GO): ribosome biogenesis; maturation of LSU-rRNA from tricistronic rRNA transcript (SSU-rRNA, 5.8S rRNA, LSU-rRNA)
Cellular component (GO): preribosome, large subunit precursor; PeBoW complex
Molecular function (GO): protein binding; ribonucleoprotein complex binding
Source: RefSeq, a predicted model, not a curated record
UCAGGAACACUGUUGGGAAUAUCCCCAUGGAGUGGUACAAGGACUUCCCUCACAUCGGGUACGAUCUGGACGGGAAGAAGAUCUUCAAGCCUCUGAGGAAUAAGGACCAACUGGAAGAAUUUCUGGACAAGAUGGAGAAUCCGGAUUACUGGAGAACUGUUCACGAUAAGAAGACCGGUCGGGACAUAAAACUCACGGAUGAGCAGGUGGAUCUGGUUGACCGGCUGCAAAGAGGACAGUUUGGAGACGUGAACUUUGACCCGUACCAGCCAUCAGUGGAUUUCUUCAGCCAUGAGACCAUGAUCCAUCCAGUCACCAACCGGCCAGCGGACAAGAAGAGCUUCAUUCCAUCCCUGAUUGAGAAGGAGAAGGUUUCUAAGUUGGUCCAUGCCAUUAAGAUGGGCUGGAUCCAUCCGCGGAAGCCUCGAGAUGACGCCCCAAGUUAUUAUGACCUGUGGGCUCAAGAGGAUCCGAAUGCCAUCCUAGGGCGGCACAAAAUGCACGUUCCUGCUCCAAAGCUGCGGCUCCCAGGACAUGAGGAGUCCUACAACCCCCCUCCGGAGUACCUGAUGACAGAGGAGGAGAAAUUGGCUUGGGAGCAGCAGGACCCCGAAGACCGGAAGCUGUCGUUCCUUCCCAAGCCGCACAGUUCCCUGCGCGUCGUUCCUGCGUACUCCCGCUUCAUACAUGAGAGGUUUGAGCGCUGCCUGGACCUGUACUUGUGUCCUCGCCAGAGAAAGAUGAGGGUCAAUGUGGAUCCUGAGGAUCUGAUCCCCAAACUACCCAAACCGCAAGAUCUGCAGCCGUUCCCCACCACACAGUCCCUGGUUUAUCGAGGGCACACAGACCUUGUGCGCUGUAUCAGUGUCGCCCCCUCCGGUCAGUGGAUCGUCUCAGGCUCUGAUGACUCCACGCUUCGCUUCUGGGAAGUUUGCUCUGGUCGUUGUAUGAAAACUGUUCGUCUGGACGGGGCCAUAAAAAGUGUGAGCUGGAACCCGAACCCGUCGCUGGUGCUGGUGGCUGCAUGUGUGGAGCGCUCAGUCGUCGUCCUGAACCCCAGCCUUGGAGACCGUCUUCUCUGCAGUUCCACCGAUCAGCAUGUGGAGUCGUACCAAGCGCCGGAGGAGCAGAAGCAGCAGCCGGUGACCUGGGUGGCAGCAGAGGGGGCAGAUUAUGAGCAGGGACUGCGGCUCCGAAUCCACCAUGAGAAGGCAGUCAAGCAGGUGAUGUGGCACGGACGCGGGGACUAUUUUGCGGUGGUUCUCCCGGAUAACGGCAACUCUCAAGUUCUCAUACAUCAGUUAAGCCGCAGACGUAGCCAAAACCCGUUCCGCAAAAGCAAAGGUCAGGUCCAGCGAGUCCAGUUCCACCCCACCCGGCCCUUCUUCUUUGUGGCCACUCAGAGGUAUAUAAGAGUCUACAAUCUGCUGAAGCAGGAGCUGACCAAGAAGCUGCUCGCCAACUGCAAGUGGAUCUCCAGCAUGGCUGUGCACCCUGGAGGUGACAAUCUGAUCUAUGGAAGUUACGAUUCCAAGCUGGGCUGGUUUGACAUGGAUCUCUCCACCAAGCCUUACAAGGUCCUCAGACAUCACAAGAAAGCUCUGAGGGCUGUGUCCUUCCACCGACAGUACCCGCUCUUCGCCUCUGGAUCUGAUGAUGGCAGUGUCAUUGUGUGUCAUGGCAUGGUGUACAAUGACCUCCUGCAGAAUCCGCUCAUUGUGCCUGUGAAAGUUCUCCGAGGACACCACAUCACCCGGGACCUGGGCGUCUUGGAUGUCGUCUUCCACCCCACACAGCCUUGGGUCUUUUCUUCUGGAGCUGACGGCACAGUCCGGCUCUUCACGUAACCAGAGACUGGCUUCAGACAAGACUGCCCCAGUCAUGUUCCUCCAUCUGUAGGAUGGCUGUCUCCUCAGCGCUGCCGCACCAUGGCUAGCCUCGGCUGUGUGUGGUUAGGGUUAGUCCAGCUGGACUGGUCAUCACACGAGAAUCCGAGGAGGAGCGAUGUGCUAGUAACGCCUGCUCUCCAGAUGCUGAGGACUAGAAGGCGUGUUCCAGCUGACGUGUGAUAAGUCGCCCGUGUCUUCCCUGUUCGGCCGUGUGCACACGCGUGUACUUUCGGUCCGCACCCAAUCUGUGACUUUUGUGGAUUGGCUGUGGACAGGACAUUUCUGCAUUAAAAAAAAAAUAUGGCGA